Molecule: messenger RNA, 1998 nt
Organism: Emiliania huxleyi CCMP1516
Lineage: Eukaryota; Haptophyta; Isochrysidales; Noelaerhabdaceae
Exons: 8
Coding region: 1-1998 (665 amino acids)
Molecular function (GO): ATP binding; DNA binding; ATP hydrolysis activity
Source: RefSeq, a predicted model, not a curated record
AUGCAGCAGCCACAAGAGGUGCCAGCCGAAGGUGGUGAGGUGUUGCUUGUGGCGACUGGCCUCGCGCAGACGUUCGAUGGCCAGCGCUACCCGUUCCGCGACAUCGAGCUCUCACUGGCGCGCGGCGCCAAGGUUGGCCUCGUCGGCUCCAACGGCGUCGGCAAGAGCAGCCUGCUCAAGGUUCUCGUGGGCGCCGAUGCUCCCGAGAGAGGCUCCGUCAAACUAAGCCGCGACGUCCAGCUCGCGUACGUCGAGCAGGACCCGACCCUCCCCGACGGAGCGCUGGCUGAAGAGUUCUUCUACGGCUCGGAGCUGCCCGGCUUCGCGGCGCUGCGCGAGUUUAGCGCAGCAGCAGCGGAGGUUGAGACGGGUGGCGGCGAGGGUGUGGCGGCGCGGCUACAGCGCGCGAGCGACGCGAUGGACGCGAGCGGCGCGUGGGCGCUGGAGAGCGAGAUGCGCAAGCUGUGCGAGCGGCUCAACGUGCGCUCGCUCCUCCGCUCCGAGGCUACGUCGCUGUCGGGCGGGCAGCGCAAGCGACUCGCGCUCGCGGCGGCGCUGCUGGCCAAGCCAGACGUGCUCCUGCUCGACGAGCCGACCAACCACCUCGACAUCUCGGGCAUCGGCUGGCACAGGCGGAGAUCUCCUCUAGGAACCUUCCAGGAACCUUCUAGGAACCUUCUAGGCAUCGGCUGGCUCGAGGCGGAGAUCUCCUCUCUGCGAGACACGGCGGCGCGGCUCUCCUCGCACGACCGCGCCGCCUCCGUGUCGAGGUGCGCGCGGCUGGAGGCGCAGGGGCAGCAGGCGGCAGCGGCGCGCAAUCUGUACAGGAGGGAGCUCGCCUGGGUGCGAAAGCAGCCCAAGGCGCGCGACCGCCUCGAGCGCUUCGAGGGCCUUGCAGCGACGGUCGCCGCCGCGCCGCCGCCGCCGCAGGCCGUCGAGCUCGAGGCGGGCAUGCAGCGGCUCGGCGUCAUAGAAUGCGGAACACAAACGAUCCCGAUGUUGCAACGCUGCACGCGCGGCGAGAGGAACGUCCUCUCCGGCUUCAGCUACGACUUCUCGCGCGGCGACCGGAUCGGGCUGGUCGGGCCGAACGGCGCGGGCAAGUCCUCCUUCCUCCUCGCGGUGCUGCAGCAGCUGCCGCUCGAGGGCGGCCGCGUCGUCGCGGGCGAGACGGUGGUGUACGGGCACUACUCGCAGGAGGGCCUGCAGGUGGACGACGGCGAGAAGCGGGUGCUCGCCUUCGUGCGCGAGGCGGUGGCGGACGGGCACGAGGCGCAGCGCGGCGAGGGAGGCCGGCUGGGCGGCGACGAGGCGGAGCGGCGCGCGGGGCAGCUGCUCCGCCAGUUCCUCUUCCCGCAGCAUCGGUGGGCGACCCCCGUCGGGCGGCUGUCUGGCGGAGAGCGGCGGCGGCUGCAGCUGCUGUCUGUGCUCGCCAAGGAGCCGAACGUGCUUCUGCUCGACGAGCCGACGAACGACCUCGACCUCGACACGCUCGCCGACUUCCUGCUCGCCUUCCAGGGCGUGCUGGUCGUCGUCUCGCACGACCGCUACUUCGUCGACAAGGCCUCCUCGCAGCUCCUCUUUGUCCUCGGAGGAGAUGGCGACGUGCGCCGGUGGCCAGACUCGUUCACGCGAUGGGUCGAGUGGAAGCGGCUGCAAGACAAGCAGCGUGUUACCGGCAGCACGCGUGACCAGCAGCGUGCGGCCGCCGCGCCGUCAGCGCCGCCGCCGCCGCCAGCACCGCCGCAGCCGCAGGCGUCGGAGCCCGCGGCGGGAAAGGCGCUGUCGGCCUUCGAGGAGCGACGCCUCGCCUCUCUCGAGGGGGAGCUAGCGGCGCUGGGCGACGCCGAGGCGGCGUUGCAGCAACGGAUCAACACCUUCGAUGCGGCGCGCGACGGGUACAGCGACCUGCAAGACUGGACUGCGGAGCUCGAGACGCUGCAGGCAAAGGUGGCGGACACAGAGGAGCGCUGGCUCGCCCUCGCCGAGCGAGCCUAG